AUGGAAUCCUCAGCCGGGACAAGUGCGCAGCAGCAGCAGCAGCAGCAGCAGCAGCAGCAGCAGCAGCAGCAGCAGCAGCAGCAGCAGCAGCAGCAGCAGCAGCAGCAGCAGCAGCAGCAGCAGCAGCAGCAGCAGCAGCAGCAGCAGCAGCAGCAGCAGCAGCAGCAGCAGCAGCAGCAGCAGCAGCAGCAGCAGCAGCAGCAGCAGCAGCAGCAGCAGCAGCAGCAGCAGCAGCAGCAGCAGCAGCAGCAGCAGCAGCAGCAGCAGCAGCAGCAGCAGCAGCAGCAGCAGCAGCAGCAGCAGCAGCAGCAGCAGCAGCAGCAGCAGCAGCAGCAGCAGCAGCAGCAGCAGCAGCAGCAGCAGCAGCAGCAGCAGCAGCAGCAGCAGCAGCAGCAGCAGCAGCAGCAGCAGCAGCAGCAGCAGCAGCAGCAGCAGCAGCAGCAGCAUGCAGCAGCAGCAGCAGCAGCAGCUCAGCAGCAAGCAGGCACAGCAGCAGCAGCAGUCAGCAGGCAGCAGCAGCAGCAAGCAGCAGCAGCAGGCAGCAGCAGCAGCAGCAGAGCGCAGCAGCAGCAGCAGCAGCAGCAGCAGCAGCAGCAGCAGCAGCAGCAUCAGCAGCAGCAGCAGCAGCAGCAGCAGCAGCAGCAG
Messenger RNA from Dermacentor silvarum, 645 nucleotides. RefSeq names its product UPF0746 protein DDB_G0281095-like. The annotation marks the transcript as partial. The transcript is spliced from 4 exons. The record is from RefSeq and is a predicted model, not a curated record. NCBI's taxonomy places the organism in Eukaryota, Metazoa, Arthropoda, Arachnida, Ixodida, Ixodidae.